AUGGCGAUGAACAUCCCAUUCCUGGCCUUCCACUUGAGGUCUCGGAAUGCCGCCAUACGCGAAUCGUCCUGGGGAGAACUGCGACGUGCAAUUCUGAACCGAGCAACUGCUUCUAUGGAGAGUCCGAAUUGGAGCAAAUACACCGAUACCAACAACUGGUCUGAAGACGACCUCAAGUUUGCCGUCACGCGACGUGAUGCUCCCUACAGACCCCUCAGGGGCUCCAAAUUCAACUCGCAACGCCCGUCUACCCAAGCCCUGCUCCCCACGCUCGAACACAACACUACGUUGGGUUCUCUCGAAGUUCUAUCGAACGAGAUCCUCAGCCAGAUUAUUGACGACCUCGAACUUCGCAGCCUCUUGGCAUUCUCUAAAACCUGCCGCCUUGCCCAUUACGUCGUCGAGACCAACGCGAGCUACAGGAUGGUUAUGCAGUAUCUCCCUCGUAUUCGUGAGAUCCUCGUGCAGACUGCCCUUGACCCAUGGGUGCCCCUACGUGCUCUUCGAACUGAGCUUGAAUGGCCUUACUGCCGAGACUGCAAGCGAAACGGCUCCGCUGAGACAAACGGUCCACUCCUUUAUGUCCCGACCUGCGAGCGUGUGUGCUACAAGUGCCUUAGAGAAAACUACGGCUUCUGGCUCAUAAAGGCCAUCGACGCCUGCAACGGUUUCGCUCUCAACAUUGAGGACUUGCAAAAGAUCCCUUACCUCAUCUGCACUGACAGAGUGAUUCCGCAAGGUAAACUCAAGAUUGUGGAGGAGGAACAUAUCCUCAUCCCGAUAAAAUGUGCCAUCUUGGCUGCAAUGCGUAAAUGGGGCACGAUCGCGGAAUGCUUCGAGCAAGCUGAAAAUAUCAGCCCAGACCGGGGCCGCUUCCCCAACCCCAAAGAUAAAAUCACCGGCAACAUGUACCGUUAUUUCCGAGAGCAGAGGGACUUCCCCGAGUACGGCUGGGUUCACAGUCAGCCAAUCGUUACGUCUUUCGACUGCAGCACUACUCGCUUCCCAAGGAAUGCAUUCCCAGAGCCCCAAGACACCUUCUAUGGCUGGGCGCAUGUCGAGAUGCCCUAUGUCAAGAGCUUCCUUGAAGGCACCAUCCCCGCUACUUCUGCCGGGGCUGUGAAUGGCGCUUCAAGUAUCGGCUUCCUCUACGCCCCAUUCAUCUGA
Messenger RNA from Penicillium chermesinum, 1167 nucleotides. RefSeq lists its product as uncharacterized. The transcript has a single exon. The record is from RefSeq and is a predicted model, not a curated record. The coding region runs from base 1 to 1167 and encodes 388 amino acids. Gene Ontology annotation, molecular function: protein binding. NCBI's taxonomy places the organism in Eukaryota, Fungi, Ascomycota, Eurotiomycetes, Eurotiales, Aspergillaceae.